GUCUUUUCUACGCCCUUCGGACCACAUUGUGAGCGCGGCACCCCGCAUGGCCGCUUGGCGCCGCUUGGAGCCAUGAGCCAUCGUGCCUGACGCCAUGCCCGAGCGGAGAGAGAAGAAGCGCCAUUCCCUGUCCGAUGCCCUGACCUCCGUGAGGCCGGGUAGCGUGCCGGUGCUGCCUCCCUCCGCCCCGGUGCGGACCACGAGCCGCCGCAGUAGCGCCAGCAGCCGCGGCUCCGCGCCCACGGCCAGCGGCCGCGGGGCCCGGAGCAAGGUGAAGAGCGCGGAAGGCCGCGGUGAAGGCACCGCAGGCUCCUCGCUGCCGCUGGCCGUGCGCCGCCACGUCCUCAGCGCUGCUCGUGCCUACCUGACGGAACGGCGCCGGAAUGCAGCAUCCUCUGCGCAGCCGCGGGAGACAAGGCCGGUGGAGCUGCAGCAAGCAUUGCAGGAGACGUUGGAGGCGUCACGGAGGACGUCGAAGGCCAUGCGUUUCAUCAAGCAUUUGAAGGAGAACUCCAUCGAGCAAAAGCUGUUGGCCAUGCAGCAGCGGGUCAACUGCGAAGACGACACUCCCGGUGGAUCGGAUCAAAUGUUGGAAGAGGCCUGCCACCUUGCAGCACAGUUGCAUGAAUUGUCCAACAAUGAGAGCGUCAACUCCGAGAUCAGCCAGAUCGCUGACUCCAUCUCCAUUUGCACUCAGUUGCUCAGCAAUCUCCACGCCACGGGCCUUUCCCACACCACUUGCCUUGAUGAGAUCGCAGCGGACUUGAGCAGCGUGCAAGAAGGCGGCGUCUCCAAGGCGCUCCUGGAAGAGCUGCAGAGUGACAUUGCAGCCAUGCGCCAAGCAAUCCAAUCCAUUCAGAUUGAUGAUGGCAACGUGUGUCCCAUCGAGCAGCGCCGAGCAGAACCAUCAGUCGACGACCUCGCCGCUUCGAAGCGCGGCGACUUCAGCACGACGACGUCGAUCGACGCCGAGAAGAACGGGCGCGAGGGCGACGCCACCAUGUUCAGUGAGGAGGCGGCCGUUUUGGGUGCACGGAGCGGGUUCAGCGGCCGAGAGCGCCCCCCCCAAGCCCGACAGGGACGGGCCGCGCAUGGAGCGCACACGGACGUGCACCGUCCGGCUGGCGCGGCGAACCGCGCGACGACGGCAGCGGUGGAGUGGCAGGAGCUGCUGUCGGAGAGGGCCACGGAAUGGAUGGCGCAGGCCGAUGCUGACAAUCCGGCUGCCGACCGAGGGUCGGCGAGCGAGAUGCACUGGCCGACCGAGGGAGUGAAGGGCGGCGAGGUGACGGGCGGAUCGCCGGGCGGAUCGCGUGAUCGGAGGGAACGAGAUGACGGAAAUGAAGAGGAAGAAGAUGAAAGAGAUGGAGGAGAUGCAAGAGAUGAAGGAGAUGAAGAUGAUCGAAGUGCGCAGCAUUGCAGUGAAGAUGGAGCAGAUGGUACUGCUGAUCAUCUGGAUCAUGGCCAUCAUGGCUGCUUUGACAGCGCGCAUGGAAGAAGCUCUCAGCUUUCGGAUGAUGCAUUGCAUGGGACCUUUUCCAGCGACGGACGGGAUGGAGAUGGCAGAGAUGGCAGAG
Molecule: messenger RNA, 1577 nt
Organism: Durusdinium trenchii
Lineage: Eukaryota; Dinophyceae; Suessiales; Symbiodiniaceae
Source: the annotation of a GenBank genome assembly